UCUAGUUAACACUUGCCUGCUUUUCUACAAGAGCGCCGGAGUUUAUGAAAGAUUUUAUAUGAAAUAUAUAUUUCCAUAAUUAGGUUUUUCAAACCCUCGAAACUUCUCAAUUUUUAUGCCUCCCAAAGAAAUCCUGCCCGGUAGACUUUUCUGGUAUAUUAAGUUUUGACUUUAUCCCCAUGAGACAGCAGUGAACAUAGUACAGAAGAUUAACGCUCAGAAUUCCUGAAUCAUACUUCAUAUUUGUUUCAAUCAUUUGUCUCUGAGAGAUUUUAUGCCUAUCAAAUACAUGGAAGACCUUUGAUGCUGUGGUUGGCGAUGUGACUAUACUUGCCACCCGUUCAAAAAAAGUGGAAUUCACACUGCCAUAUGCCGAGUCGGGAUUGGUGAUAAUACAAGCAAGGCCUAAAGAACCUCACAAGGCAUGGAUGUUCCUGAAGCCUUUCACCAUGGAAAUGUGGGUAGUCACAGGUGCCCUCUUGAUCUACACCAUGUUCAUAGUUUGGGUACUGGAUCGUACCAAUCCAAUAAUCCAGCAUUCAGAGGCCCAUGGAAGAGUCAGCUCGGGACUGCUCUUUGGUUCACCUUCUCUUCUCUUUUCUUUGCUCAUAGGGAGACAAUUCGUAGCAAUAUUACUCGAGUAGUGAUAGUGGUGUGGCUGUUUGUAGUCUUCGUUUUAACCUCGAGCUACACUGCUAGUCUCUCUUCAAUGCUCACUGUCCGACGACUUGAACCCAAUGUGAUGGAUAUCGAAUGGCUAAAAGCUACUAGGUCUGUGGUUGGUUGUGAUGGUGCUGCAUUUACGAGGGAAUACUUAGAGAACGUGUUUAAAUUCGAAGGAGCUGAUAUCAAGAAUAUUAGCAACCAAUACCAAUAUCCUGGCGAAUUCCAGAGUGGGAACAUGUCAGCUGCCUUUCUUCAACUUCCUUAUGCAAAAGUUUUCACCAGCCAGUUCUGCAAGAAUUACACUGCCGGCCAACCCCUCAACAGAUUUGGAGGAUUAGUCUUUGUGAGUAGUAACUGGAACUCUUCCCCAUUUGCAUUCUCUAAAAUUUUCUGCAACUUCUCUUAACACAUGUAUGAAGUGGCCCAAACUGAUUUGUUGAUGCCCUUUUCCCCCAAAGAAAAUUGUCCCAUCCCUUGACUGGUGGUAGGAAUUGAAUUAGUUGAACCAUUGCUCAGUGGAGUAGGAUAGCAUAUGGAAUUCUUUUAGCAUUGUCACAAUGAAAUUAGCUUUGGUCAUGUCAUCCUUGUUGAUCUCCAUGCAGGCCUUUCAGAAAGGCUCUCCAUUAGCUGCUGAUGUUUCUGAAGCCAUCCUAACCAUAUCUGAGAAGAGGAUUCUAAAAGCAUUAGAAGAAAAGUGGUUUCCUUGUUCUGCCGAGUGUUCAGCCACCGAAAAUGAUGAACUGAGCCUCGGGAACUUCUGGGCUCUCUACCUUUUAUGUGGCGCCACUUCCACCCUCUACAUUGUACUGUUCUUCCUUCGCCUGCUCAUCGAUUUUAAUCGUAAACAGCCAUCCAGAAGUGAUGAAAGUGUCUGGAUGAAGACUGUUCAAUUAGUACAUUUCUUUCAUAAUGGACAAACUGAGAUUCCUAAUGAAAGACUGUCAAAUUUGUCUUCUCGUUCCACUGGAGAUGAAUGGAUCUCUGCAAGGUGGUCAACAGUGAGCCCUUCUGAUGCCCGGAGCCUCUUGAGGCCUCUCCACCUACUGCGACUAUGAACUCAAGGGUGAGCCCUUCUGAUGUGCCGGAGUCUCUUGAGACUUCUCCCCCUACUGCAACCAUAUACACUCAAUAGAGACUAGCUGUUGAGUUUAUGUACUACUAUUUUAC
Vitis vinifera (wine grape) is the source of this 1833-nucleotide messenger RNA. Its product is annotated as glutamate receptor 2.9-like. The transcript has 2 exons. The record is from RefSeq and is a predicted model, not a curated record. Gene Ontology annotation, molecular function: signaling receptor activity; ligand-gated monoatomic ion channel activity. NCBI's taxonomy places the organism in Eukaryota, Viridiplantae, Streptophyta, Magnoliopsida, Vitales, Vitaceae. The coding region runs from base 425 to 1072 and encodes 215 amino acids. Gene Ontology annotation, cellular component: plasma membrane.